Prunus armeniaca (apricot) is the source of this 2367-nucleotide messenger RNA. The record is from the annotation of a GenBank genome assembly. Lineage: Eukaryota; Viridiplantae; Streptophyta; Magnoliopsida; Rosales; Rosaceae.
AUGGAGGAGGGUGUAAAACUUGUUGACAAGUUAUCAAAACUUAGUAUGUGGAACUGCAGCAUCUGGUGUAAUUGUUGCAACUGCACAAAGCCUAGUUAUACAGACAAACUUGUGGAAUUGGACAGAUCUCUUAGAAUACUAUUGGAAAUAUUGAAGCUGCAGGAAGCGAGGGAUGUGAAGGAGGCACUGCUUUUGGCAAGGAAAAUUCAUGACAAACAAGAUGAAUUGGACAAGAAACUAUCUGAUUUACUAAAAGUGCAGCAAGAAGCCGGGCUGAGAGCGCAUGAGGAAUUGAAUGGCCGGGAAUUUUCAAGAAGCAAUAAUUCACAAACUACAGGGCAGAAACGAAUUAAAGGGAAUGGUGUGCAAAGAAUUGCCCUAGGAGCAGUGUUUGGGUUGCUCUUUGGUGCUGUUAUACAAGUGAAGGACAAGACUAAGAUGUUUAAGCGCAUCCUUGGAUAUCUCAACUCCACGUUAGACUCCUUAAAACCACUAAUAGAAGAGAUAACAGAAUAUAACAAGGUACUGCAUCUCCCCAAGGAGGAACUAGAGAAUUUCACCAUACAAAUGGAGACGGGGGUAGAGCUCAUUCACAAGUGCUCUAAGGUUCAUAAGUGGGCUAAUUACAAAAAAUAUGAAUAUACCAACAAACUUCUUAGAUUGGAUGAAUCUCUUCAAGGAUUAUUAAGUAUACUGAGAGUGCAGUUAGCAAGAGAUGUGAGAGAGAGCUUAGUUUUCGUAAGUAAUACAGAGAUUGUGAUCAAGCAAAUUGAAGAGAGUGGUACGACACAAUUACAGAAUGAUCCAACUGAAAUUGAAGAUUCAUGUGAUGUACUUGAACCCCCACAGCCUGAAGUUGGAUUGAGUGUGCAGGGAACAAGGGAUGUUAAGGAGACAUUGGAUUCGGCAGCAAAAAUAGUGGUCGGGGUGAAGCGAAUCGAAGGUAGUGGAGAUGUACAAGGUCAAACUGACAUGGGAAUAGGUGAACCUACAUUGCCUCCACUUGAAGCUUUGGAUGCUGAAAAUGAGAUGACUGAAUAUGUACCUUCAACGGUUACAGUUAGCUUGAAUGUGCUAUUGAGGGAGUUGAAGAGGAAGCUUCUUAAGGAUGAGGCAUCAACACUUGUGCUAACCGGGCCUCGAGGAUGCGGCAAAACCACAUUGGCAAAAAAAUUUUGUCAAGAUAAGGAAGUUAAAGAUAUAUUCAAGAAGAGUAUCUUCUUUGUUCGUGUUUCGAAAAGGCCCAACUUGAGCGUUAUUGUACGAAAGCUAUAUCAACAGAUUGAACACAAGGAUUCUCAGAUACUUGAGUUGCAAGAAGACACAAUUGCACUUAAGUGGCUGCAAAUAUUUCUUAAGGAAACAGGACAACACCCUUCACUGUUGGUCUUGGAUGAUGUUUGGCCUGGAUCAGAACCCAUUCUUAACAAGUUUGAUAAUUUCAAAACAUCAGAUUACAAGAUUCUGGUGACAUCAAGAUCUGAAUUUCCGACAUUUGGUUCUCCAUAUUAUUUGCAAUCAAUUAAUGAUGAAGGCACCAUGACUAUUUCUCAUCAUUCCCGCGCAAACUCCUUCGAAUCAUUGGACGAUGAAGACCUGAUACGUGUUUCUCCCGCAACUUCCUUCAGAGCGAUGGAUGACGAUCCAACUGCUUGCUUUUGUGAUUUCUCCACAUCCUACUUGGAAGACAGAAUCUCUCAUGUUUCAGAAGAUGCUAACCUGAUGGCGCAUUUUCAUGAUUCCUCUGCAACCACUGCAGGGGAUACAAGCUCUCCUGUUUCAAAGGAUGUUGGGACAAAGUUACCUAUUGGCAAUCCUGUCAAGUCUACACAGACAUAUAAGCAGCAGAAGUUGGGACUAAAGAAGGAAGUCAAGAAAACAAAUAGAGUGGAUGAUUUGGAACAAAAUUCACUACCCAGUAGUUUAGGAGGAGCUGAAGAUAAAAAUGAUCCUGAGGCCAAAAGAUGGAAGGCAGAAAAUGUAAGUGAUCAGACCUCAUCAGAUUAUGGGGGUAGAAUUGUGAAAGAACCCAUGUUUGGGAUGCACACAAUAAGUGCAGCUAAUAUCAUGGACGAUGGAUAUAGCUGGAGGAAAUAUGGACAAAAAGAACAGACGGGAUAUCCAAAUCUACGGAGCUACUACAGAUGCACAUUUCAAGGAUGUCCAAUGAAGAAACGUGUGGAUCAAACAUCACAUGACUCAAAGGUUGUGACUACCACAUAUAAAGAGACGACACACAACCAUGGUAGUAGCAGUAACAACAUGUACAUGCCUGUCUUAGACUUGCCCUUUCAGAACAUAGAGCAGCCAACAACAGAAACUCAAUCACCUUAUAUCAAAGGAAGUGAGAGAUUUCCUGGGUUAUAG